AUGAAGACACUUGUCCUCCUCUCUGCUCUUGUCCUGCUGGCCUUCCAGGUCCAGGCUGACCCUAUCCAAGGGACAGGUGAACAGACUAAAUCUGAGAAGCAGCCAGGAGAUGAACAGCGUGUCUUUUUUGAAGACCUAGAAGGCUCUCCUAUUCAAGAUGCAGAUGUGAAGUCAGGCUUGACCUGCUAUUGCAGACUCACAGGCUGUGGUUUUGGAGAACGGCUCUCUGGGACCUGCCGUUACCAGGGCCGCAUCUUCAGACUCUGCUGCCGCUGA
Messenger RNA from Mastomys coucha (southern multimammate mouse), 276 nucleotides. Its product is annotated as alpha-defensin 23-like. The coding region runs from base 1 to 276 and encodes 91 amino acids. The transcript has 2 exons. Gene Ontology annotation, cellular component: extracellular matrix; extracellular region. The record is from RefSeq and is a predicted model, not a curated record. Lineage: Eukaryota; Metazoa; Chordata; Mammalia; Rodentia; Muridae. Gene Ontology annotation, biological process: innate immune response in mucosa; cellular response to lipopolysaccharide; defense response to Gram-positive bacterium.